Phodopus roborovskii (desert hamster) is the source of this 1719-nucleotide messenger RNA. It is a transcript of the gene Btbd6, whose product is annotated as BTB domain containing 6. The record is from RefSeq and is a predicted model, not a curated record. The transcript is spliced from 4 exons. Gene Ontology annotation, cellular component: cytosol. The coding region runs from base 62 to 1681 and encodes 539 amino acids. Gene Ontology annotation, biological process: neurogenesis. NCBI's taxonomy places the organism in Eukaryota, Metazoa, Chordata, Mammalia, Rodentia, Cricetidae. Gene Ontology annotation, molecular function: protein binding.
CGGGCCGCGGGCUCGGUGCGGGGUGCGGGGUGCGGGUGGCAGGCAGGGCCGCCGUGGCUCCAUGCUGCUGCCGCUGGCCUGCCUACAUGGGCGGGUGGCACAGUGCCUAACCUCCCUACUGGUGCUCGCAGAGCCGCUGCCCAGGCCCCGGCGCGGCGCGAAGGCGCGCGGGGCGGCGCCGACCAGUGUGGAGGCGGCUCCGGCCGGAGCGAAGAUGGCCGCAGAACUGUACCCGCCCGCCGGUGCCUCCGCACCUACUGCCACGGACAUCGCCAACAGCAACGCGGCGGGCGCGACCGUGGGCAGGAAGGUCGGCCUCUGCUGCCCACCGCGCCUGGCGCCCGUCCCGCUGCCACCCUUGCCCGCACCGCCCGCGCCAGAUAACAAUAAUCCUGAGAGCCCCAACUGGCAGUCCUUCCAUCCUACGCUGCGCGAGAGGAAUGCGCUCAUGUUCAACAACGAGCUGAUGGCUGACGUCCACUUCAUCGUGGGAGCCCUGGGGGCAGCCAGGCGCGUGCCCGCGCACAAGUACGUCUUGGCUGUCGGCAGCUCCGUCUUCUAUGCCAUGUUCUAUGGGGACCUUGCGGAAGUCAAGUCAGAAAUCCACAUUCCUGACGUCGAGCCUGCAGCCUUCUUGGUCUUGUUAAAGUACAUGUACAGCGAUGAGAUUGAUCUGGAGGCGGACACAGUGCUCGCCACUCUGUAUGCUGCUAAGAAGUACAUUGUGCCUGCAUUAGCCAAGGCCUGUGUCAACUUUCUGGAGACAAGCCUGGAAGCCAAGAAUGCCUGUGUGCUGCUAUCCCAGAGCCGACUGUUUGAGGAGCCUGAACUGACCCAGCGCUGCUGGGAAGUCAUUGAUGCACAGGCUGAGAUGGCUCUGAGGUCUGAAGGCUUCUGUGAAAUUGACCGGCAGACCUUGGAGAUCAUUGUGACUAGGGAGGCCCUCAACACCAAAGAGGCUGUGGUCUUUGAGGCUGUCCUGAACUGGGCUGAGGCAGAGUGCAAGAGACAGGGCCUGCCCAUCACCCCUCACAACAAGAGGCACGUUUUGGGAAGAGCCCUCUAUCUAGUCCGAAUCCCAACUAUGACACUAGAGGAGUUUGCCAAUGGUGCUGCCCAGUCAGACAUCCUGACCUUGGAGGAGACCCACAAUAUCUUCCUCUGGUACACGGCCGCCAACAAGCCCCUCCUUGACUUCCCCCUGACCAAGAGAAAGGGCCUUGUUCCACAAAGGUGCCACCGCUUCCAGUCUUCUGCCUACCGAAGUAACCAGUGGAGGUACCGUGGGCGCUGUGACAGCAUCCAGUUUGCAGUGGACAGAAGGGUGUUCAUUGCUGGGCUGGGCUUAUAUGGGUCCAGUUCUGGGAAGGCUGAGUACAGCGUGAAGAUUGAACUCAAGCGGCUAGGGAUGGUCCUAGCUCAGAAUCUCACCAAGUUUGUUUCAGAUGGAUCCAGCAACACAUUCCCAGUCUGGUUUGAGCAUCCAGUCCAAGUGGAGCAGGACACCUUCUACACUGCCAGUGCUGUCCUGGACGGCAGUGAGCUCAGCUACUUUGGGCAGGAGGGAAUGACAGAGGUGCAGUGUGGGAAGGUGGCCUUCCAGUUUCAGUGCUCCUCGGACAGUACCAAUGGGACUGGGGUCCAGGGUGGACAGAUUCCAGAGCUCAUCUUCUAUGCCUAAGGUGUAGAGGUUGGGGUAGACUUGCACCAGGUUCUUCC